CUUGUAGAAGUUCAACAAAAUUGGGAAAGUUAUUAGCCAUGUAAUUUUUUUUGCUAAUUGUAUUUUCCCCCAAAAAUAAAAAUGUGUCUUAAUCAAAAGUCAAAACUUGUGAUGUGUCCCUCCUACGGAGUAAUUCACAUUAAUAAAUCGGAAUCUCGGGAUUUAAAUAAUUAAUUAAUCUCCAAUUCCCAUUUUCCCACAAUAUAAUUCCACGUUGUUCCUCAAUUCUCUUCCCCCUUCCACACUUUCUCUCUCCGCACGAUAUUUGUCAGACAACUGACACAAGCAGUAACACAACUCUGCGUGAAGACGACGACGACUACGACGUCGUAUUAACGCUUCUCUCUCCUAUCUUCUCCACCAUUUCCGGCUGCUCUAGCUCUUCUUCAGUCAAACUCAGGUUUUCAACGAAUCAGCUCAAUUUUAAGAUCUGUUGAAAUUCUUUCAGAUCAAUAAUGUUUUUGUUUAAGAGUUCUCAAAACCAUGAUGCAAAUGACUCAUUGCAGCGAGAUGCUAAGGUAAAAGAACUCAAGGUGGCUCUUGGACCACUAUCUGGGCGUAGUUCAAAGUUAUGUACUGAUGCUUGCCUAAGGAGAUACCUGGAAGCAAGGAGCUGGAAUGUCGACAAGGCAAAGAAAAUGGUAGAAGAGACACUGAAAUGGAGGGAUACAUACAAACCCGAGGAAAUUCGAUGGCAUGAAGUUGCUCAUGAAGGUGAGACAGGAAAGGUUUCCCGAGCAAACUUUCGUGAUCGCGAAGGAAGAACUGUCCUUAUAAUGAGGCCUGGGAAGCAGAACACUACAUCUGGAGAAGGUAAUGUCCGCCACUUAGUCUAUUUGUUAGAGAAUGCCAUCCUCAACCUGCCCGAGGGCCAAGAACAGAUGGUGUGGCUGAUAGAUUAUACAGGCUUUUCAAUGAGCACUAGUUUAUCAGUCAGAACAGCCCGAGAUAUUAUCAAUAUUUUGCAGAAUCAUUAUCCUGAAAGACUUGGACUAGCAGUCCUUUACAACCCACCGAGGAUCUUUCAGGCAUUUUGGAGGGCUGUAAAAUAUUUCCUGGACCCUAAAACUUCACAGAAGGUGAAGUUCGUUUACCCUAAGAAUAAGGACAGUGUGGAGCUAAUGAAGUCCUACUUUGAUGUGGAAAACCUUCCGAAGGAGUUUGGGGGGAACGCCACAUUAGAAUACGACCACGAGGAAUUCUCGAGAUUGAUGGCCGAGGACGAUGUAAAGGCUUCUAAAUAUUGGGGAUUUGACGACAAGCCGUGUCACGCUUUUCAAGGUCGUGCAGGUCGAGAUAUAGCAGUAGUGCAGCCCGUUGUUACCAGUGGACAUUCAAAAGCUGAAGUAUUUCCCGAGCCACUAUAGAUAAGGGCAGAUAAGGCAGCAUUAGCAAAGUAUUGUUACACUGUCAAUACUGAAUUACUGAUAGAUUGUUGAGUAAUUAGUGCAGAAAUCAAGCAUUCAGCAGUCUUGGUGAUGGAGUUGUUCCUAUAAAUAUAGCUUAAUAAAUAAUGACUGUACUUUGCUAUGGAAAGAAUUACAGCUUUGUUGUUGUGCCUCAGUUUUAUUUUGCAUAUGUGCAGAGGACCGAUUACGGCUGUAAUUGUUAUGCAACUCAACAGUACUACGUAAUAGAAUUGUCCUGUCUAAUGAGUAGAUAUUUCAAAUAAA
Molecule: messenger RNA, 1673 nt
Organism: Spinacia oleracea (spinach)
Lineage: Eukaryota; Viridiplantae; Streptophyta; Magnoliopsida; Caryophyllales; Amaranthaceae
Product: CRAL-TRIO domain-containing protein C23B6.04c
Exons: 6
Coding region: 456-1367 (303 amino acids)
Molecular function (GO): phosphatidylinositol transfer activity
Source: RefSeq, a predicted model, not a curated record